This is a messenger RNA of Fukomys damarensis (Damara mole-rat), 2874 nucleotides long. It is a transcript of the gene Ints13, whose product is annotated as integrator complex subunit 13. Lineage: Eukaryota; Metazoa; Chordata; Mammalia; Rodentia; Bathyergidae. Gene Ontology annotation, cellular component: integrator complex. The record is from RefSeq and is a predicted model, not a curated record. The transcript has 17 exons. Gene Ontology annotation, biological process: regulation of mitotic cell cycle; centrosome localization. Bases 513 to 2651 code for a protein of 712 amino acids.
GCUGGGUGGGCCUUACGCCAGGGGGUCCUUGGCCGUUGUCGCCAGUGCUGUGUGGUGGUACUCGGCUUUGGGGAAGACUCUCAGAUCGCCCGGAUCGUUCUUCCCAAAGGGUGAUUGGGAAAAUUAGCGGGUACAAAAUCUCGAGAGGCGGAGGAAUCUUUUUUCGUUUUGGCUCCGCCCUCUUCCUGUUCUGCGACUGGUACGGUAGCCCGUCGCGGGGGAAGGGACGCUCGGCGGCCCAGCCGAAGAGCGCCCUGCGCACGCGCGAGCCCCAGUGUGCGAGUGUGUUUGUGCACCCGCACGCGCGCGCUCCUGCUUUUAGGAAACCUGGGAAGGACCUGUGUACGGGGAGAUGAGGGAGGAAAGCUUAGCACUCUGUCUUUGGUACCAGACGCGCCUGACUGUGCGCUGACUCUCCCCACCCACCCAGGCAGCAGCCUUUGCCAGAGAGGCUGUGGCUGGCAGCCUCUGUUCGUUUUCACUGCAGGACCAGGCACGAAAGUUAAAACAAAAUGAAGAUUUUUUCUGAGUCACAUAAAACAGUGUUUGUUGUUGAUCACUGCCCUUACAUGGCAGAAUCCUGCAGACAGCACGUUGAGUUUGAUAUGCUGGUGAAGAAUAGGACCCAAGGCAUCAUUCCUUUGGCACCCAUCUCUAAAUCCUUGUGGACUUGUUCAGUAGAGUCUUCCAUGGAAUAUUGUAGAAUAAUGUAUGAUAUAUUCCCUUUCAAAAAGCUGGUGAAUUUCAUUGUGAGUGACUCUGGAGCACAUGUUUUAAAUUCUUGGACUCAAGAAGACCAAAAUUUACAGGAGCUCAUGGCAGCGUUAGCAGCUGUCGGGCCUCCUAACCCUCGGGCAGAUCCAGAGUGCUGUAGUAUUCUGCAUGGGCUUGUUGCAGCGGUGGAAACUCUUUGCAAAAUCACCGAAUACCAGCAUGAAGCCCGAACUUUACUCAUGGAGAAUGCAGAACGUGUUGGAAAUAGAGGGCGAAUAAUCUGUAUUACAAAUGCAAAAAGUGAUAGUCAUGUACGCAUGCUUGAAGACUGUGUCCAGGAAACAAUUCAUGAACAUAACAAGCUUGCUGCAAAUUCAGAUCAUCUAAUGCAGAUUCAAAAAUGUGAGUUGGUCUUGAUCCAUACCUACCCAGUUGGUGAAGACAGUCUUGUAUCUGACCGUCCUAAAAAAGAAUUGUCUCCAGUUUUAACCAGCGAAGUUCAUAGUGUUCGUGCUGGACGGCAUCUUGCUACCAAAUUGAAUAUUUUAGUACAGCAACAUUUUGAUUUGGCUUCAACUACUAUUACAAAUAUCCCGAUGAAGGAAGAACAACAUGCUAACACAUCUGCCAAUUAUGAUGUGGAACUGCUUCAUCACAAAGAUGCACAUGUAGAUUUCCUGAAGAGUGGUGAUACCCACUUGGGUGGCAGCAAUAGAGAAGGCCCAUUUAAAGAGACGAUAACCUUAAAGUGGUGCACGCCAAGGACAAAUAACAUUGUGUUUUCUUCUAUUUCAGAAUUACACUAUUGUACUGGAGCUUAUCGAAUUUCACCUGUAGAUGUAAAUAGUAGACCUUCUUCCUGCCUUACUAACUUUCUUCUAAAUGGUCGUUCUGUUUUAUUGGAGCAACCACGAAAAUCAGGUUCCAAAGUUAUUAGUCAUAUGCUCAGUAGCCAUGGAGGAGAGAUUUUUUUGCAUGUCCUUAGCAGUUCUCGAUCCAUUCUGGAGGAUCCACCUUCAAUUAGUGAAGGAUGUGGAGGAAGAGUUACAGACUACCGGAUUACAGAUUUUGGUGAAUUUAUGAGGGAAAACAGAUUAACUCCUUUUCUAGACCCCAGAUAUAAAAUCGAUGGAAGUCUUGAGAUCCCUUUGGAACGAGCAAAAGAUCAGUUAGAAAAACACACCCGUUACUGGCCUAUGAUUAUUUCACAAACCACCAUUUUCAACAUGCAGGCGGUAGUUCCAUUAGCCAGUGUUAUUGUGAAAGAAUCUUUGACAGAAGAAGAUGUGUUAAACUGUCAAAAAACAAUAUACAACUUAGUUGAUAUGGAAAGAAAAAAUGAUCCUCUACCUAUUUCCACAGUUGGUACAAGAGGAAAGGGCCCUAAAAGAGAUGAACAAUAUCGUAUCAUGUGGAAUGAAUUAGAAACCCUUGUCAGAGCCCAUAUCAACAACUCAGAGAAACACCAGAGAGUCUUGGAAUGUCUAAUGGCAUGUAGAAGCAAACCCCCCGAAGAAGAAGAACGAAAGAAACGAGGGAGAAAGCGGGAGGACAAAGAAGACAAGUCAGAAAAAGUGAUGAAAGAGUAUGAACAAGAAAAAUCUUGGCAGGAUUCAGAGAGACUGAAAGGAAUUUUAGAACAUGGGAAAGAAGAGUUGGCUGAAGCUGAGAUUAUAAAAGAUUCGCCUGAUUCCCCUGAACCUCCAAACAAAAAGCCCCUUGUUGAAAUGGAUGAAACUCAACAAGUGGAGAAAUCAAAAGGGCCAGUGUCCUUAUUAUCACUGUGGUGUAAUAGGAUCAAUACUGCCAAUUCCAGAAAACAUCAAGAGUUUGCUGGACGUUUGAACUCUGUUAAUAACAGAGCUGAAUUGUAUCAACAUCUCAAGGAAGAAAAUGGGAUGGAAGCAGCAGAAAAUGGAAAAGCCAGCCGGCAGUGAGAAGGAAGUUAAGGAACGCAAUUUAGUAUAUUACAAAAAUAUUUUGGGCAGAUUUGAUACAAGUACUUUUACAGCAAGAUUGUAUAGCUAUGUUGCCUGGACUGGUUUUUACAUUUUUAAAAUAUUUCAACAAAUUUUUUUGUACUAAUUAUAAAAUUGGCACAUAAACAAAAGCAUACGUUUGAGAUUUGUCCUCCCAAAUCACAUAAGUUUAUUUUAUGGU